AUGACUGGCGCUGACGAGCACGGCCAGAAGAUCGCCCAGAAAGCCGAGGAUGAGGGCGUUACGCCCCAACAGCUGGUCGACCGUUACGCCGACGGCUUCCAGGCCCUCAACCAGCGUCUCAACACCUCCGAGGAUUUCUACGUGCGCACCUCACAAGGGCGGCACAAAGAGGUUGCACGUAAGCUAUGGGAGAAGUGCAAGGAGGUCGGUGACAUCUACCUGGACCGCUACGAGGGCUGGUAUUUAGUGCGCGAAGAAAGGUUCAUCACGGAGCAGGAGGCCCAAGAGUGGGACUACAAAGAUCCACUCUCCGCCGUUCCUCUGAAGAAGAUGUCUGAACCGAGCUUCUUCUUCCGCUUGUCAAAGUAUCAGAAGAGGGUGGUUCAGCACAUCGAAGAUAAUAAGGACUUCAUACACCCUGAGCAGUACAGGACCGAGAUAUUGGAGCGUCUUCGUUCGAUCGAGCUGCGAGAUCUGUCAAUCAGCCGUGGCACGUUCGAUUGGGGCAUCGAGUGCCCAGAGCCACUAGUGGACGGCAAACAACAUGUGAUGUAUGUGUGGUUCGACGCGCUCAUCAACUACGUCAGCGGAGUGGACGGCCAUGACAAGUCGAAGCCGCUGAGCCGCUUCUGGCCCGCAGACAUGCAUGUCAUCGGCAAGGACAUCUGCUGGUUCCACUGCGUCAUAUGGCCGUCCAUGCUGAUGAGCGUGGGUCUGCCGAUUCCAAAGAGCGUUGUGGUCCAUGGGUUUAUUGCUGGCCCCGAUGGGCGAAAGAUGUCCAAGACCUUUGGGAACGUCGUUGAUCCGCACGACCAGCUCGACCGAUACCCUACCGACACGCUGCGCUGGUUCUUGUGCAGAGAGGCGGAAUACGGAGAUGACCUGAAGUUUAGUGAGGACUCGCUCAAGCUCAUGCACAAUGCCGACCUCUGUGACAAGCUAGGUAAUCUGGUCCACAGGGCAGUGACGCUGUGCGGUGGGUCCAUUCCCGAGGCCGACUUCAAGUUGACGCCGUCGCUGCCAUUCGAUCUCAAGGAGAUGAAGACUUCUGUGCGUGGGGCUUUCGAGAGGUACCGCCUCGCAGAGGCUGCAACACUGGUGGCGAGUGCCUGCGGUGCGACCAACAAGUGGAUCGCGGACCUCGAGCCUUGGAAAAUGAAGGCGGAUUCGCAGCAGGCCCUGAGAGCAAUCUGCCUGAGACUGCUGCUGGAGGCCGUGUAUGUGCUGGCACACUUCUUCACGCCGUUCAUCCCGACGGCGGGCGACGCGAUCUUCAAGAAGCUCGGCUGCCCUCCGCGGCCCAUCGGGAGCCUCAGCGACUCCUUCCAGAACCUCAGCGCUGGCGGCCAGGUGAAGAGCGAUUCCAUCCUCUUCGAGCAGCUGGAAGUGAAGGCCCCGGAGGCGAAGGCCUCCGAGAGCAAGGCCGACGCGGCUGCCAAGGCAAAGCCGAAGGCCAAGGCCAAGGGUGCACCGUCGGCGGUCGACGACCCCACCCAGCCUCUGUUUUCAAAGCUGGACGACGUGAGAGUGGGCAAGGUCGUGAAGGCAUGGCACCAUCCAGAGGCAGACAAGCUGUUUUGCGAGGAGAUCGACGUCGGCGACCCCGAAGGGCCGAGGCAGAUUGUGAGCGGCCUGCGGGACCACUACACGCUGGAGCAGUUCGAGGGCAGAUUGUUGCUCGCUGUUUGCAACAUGAAGCCCUCUAAGCUGAGGAACGUAAUGUCGUCCGGCAUGGUGCUCUGUGCGAAGAACCCAGACGCGAAGGUAGUUGAGCUGUUGUCGGUCCCUGACGGCUGCAGCGUCGGCGACAGGGUGCUGCCAGAGGGGGUGCCCACAUCCUGGAGUCCGAUGGACCCAGAUGCGGUAAAGAAGUUUAAGAUAUGGGAGCAGGUGGCGGAGGGCCUCAAAUCCAACGCCGAGCGCGUGGCAUGCCACGAUGGCAAGCCGCUGGUCACCGGCUCUGGCGCGCGCUUCGUAGCCCCGACGCAAGCAGGCGCGCCCAUUAGUUAA
Messenger RNA from Prorocentrum cordatum, 2010 nucleotides. NCBI's taxonomy places the organism in Eukaryota, Dinophyceae, Prorocentrales, Prorocentraceae. The record is from the annotation of a GenBank genome assembly.